AAUUAUUCAUUCUCUAUAAUCUUCAGUUAUCCAUAGGUUUUCAAAUUUUGUAUGUGAUUAAAACGGCAUGGCCGGCGUACCGCCGAAAGAACCGGACCAUGAUCGAGAAUUGCGGGAGAGAUUGGAAUUAAGCCAGGAUGAACUCCGAGUGCUGCAACAAUGCAACGUGGAGAGCUUCUGGUAUCGCUCGUUCCCUUUUGCCAUCGGGCUAUCGGUCCUGGCUCACCUUGGCAUUCAAAAAGGAUAUUGGAGGGGUUCACCGAGAUUCGGAUCGACGCCUAAAGUCCUGCUUGCCACCUUAGUCGGAUACAUAGCAGGAAAGUUCUCGUACCGGGACAAGUGCGCAGAAAUGAUAAUGGAGCUACCCAACAGUCGCAUAGCAGAAACUCUCCGCCGUAACCAACAAAAUGCCGGACGCCCUCCCAUCCCGAAUGAAGAAUUGUCUGUUCCGGUUUACUCCGAACCAACGUCCAAGCAGAUCGCAAGUCGCAGAGCUCGAGAUGGGUCAGUGCGUGACUUGGACGAUUAUCGUAAACCGGAUUUGGACUGUAAAUUGUCUGUUCCGGUUUACUCCGAACCAACGUCCGAGCAGAUCGCGAGUCGCAGAGCUCGAGAUGGGUCAGUGCGUGACUUGGACGAUUAUCGUAAACCGGAUUUGGACUUGAGUUCAUUUCAGGAACGACCACCGGAAGCGUCAAUGAUGAAAGAAGAGGAAAACCAGAGCAAAGAUGUUCAAGGCUUAUCGUAUGAUGAACUUCGUAGGAGAAAUCGAUCUGAAUUCGAAACGAAGAAGUACGAGCAGAUGAAGCGUGAUGUAACGGGUCCACUUGCAUCUUCAGCAGCUCCUGAUCCGGAGAAGCCAAAGAAGGGUCGUACUACAAAUGCUUACGGUGAUGAGUGGGAAAAGUGAGGUAGAUUGCAGCUGAAUCACCUGCAGUGUUCCCUCUAGUGAGCCCCAUUUGUCGAUUCUGUUUGUGAUUUUUGACUCCCUAUCCAAGGGUUUUCUCUUUAAUUGGAGUCAAGAUGAUCUAUGAGUGGUGAAUGAAAUCGUUCGUGCGUUGUUGAGAAGCGUUCCUGUUACUACGCUGUUAGUGAGAUAUAGUUGAGGAUGCUCAAGAAAAA
This is a messenger RNA of Notodromas monacha, 1122 nucleotides long. NCBI's taxonomy places the organism in Eukaryota, Metazoa, Arthropoda, Ostracoda, Podocopida, Cyprididae. The record is from the annotation of a GenBank genome assembly.